AUGGUUAAAGGUUUUAAGCUAAAGGAGCUGUUAUCGCGUCGUAAAAAUACUGACAAAGCUUCAGAUGUGAAGAAAGUUGCAAUGGAAAAGGCAGCUCAUAAAUUGGAAGAGAUGUCCGAAUCACCAAAAGUUGUUACCCAGGAUGAUUUAGAAGCUGCAGAAGCAGCCGAAGAGGUAGAUAGCGAAGCAGAAGAAGCUGAGGAAUACGAGAGUAAGGCUUUGUCAAGGAAGGAAAAGCGUAAAUUGAAGAAACUGCAAAAGAAGCAACAGGAAAUCCAAGAGGCUGGAUCAGAGGAGGAAGAAGCUCACCUGGACUUGAGUAGACUAGCUAGAAGUGACUCUGAAUCUGAAGAGGAGGAAGAUGAUGAUGAAGAAAAGGAAGUAGUCGAUAACCAAGAACAAGAAAACGACGAAGAGGAUGAGGAAGAGGAAGAAGAGGAAGACGUUCCAUUGUCCGAUGUCGAAUUCGAUUCCGAUGCCGACGUUGUCCCAUACCAGAAACUAACAAUCAACAACGUCAGAGCUAUGAACGAGGCCUUGACGCGUAUCAGACUCCCAUGGGAAAAGCACUCCUUCCAAGAGCACCAGUCCAUCGUUUCGACAACCGUGUGCGAUGAGGGUAUCAAGGAUAUCUAUGACGACACCGAAAGGGAACUGGCGUUCUAUAAGCAAUCCCUAGACGCUGUAAAGCAGGCACGUGCCAAACUAAGGGCCCUAAAUGUCCCAUUCAAGAGACCUCUAGACUAUUUCGCUGAAAUGGUUAAGAGCGACGAGCACAUGGAUAAGCUAAAGAACAAGUUGAUCAGAGAGGCCAGUGAUAAGAAGGCCAGAGAGGAGGCAAGAAAGCAAAGGCAGUUAAAGAAGUUCGGUAAGCAAGUCCAAGUUGCCACCUUGCAGAAGCGUCAAAAGGAAAAGAGAGAAACACUAGAAAAGAUCAAGGAUCUGAAGAAAAAGAGAAAGCAUAGCGAAAUUGCUAAUCAAGAUUUCGAAAUCGGUAUUGAAGAAGCCACCUCUUCCCACAAGGAUAACAAGAAAAACGCAAAGAGGGCCGCCAAGGACUCCAAGUACGGCUCCGGUGGAAUGAAGCGCUUCAAAAGGAAGAAUGAUGCAAAAUCUUCCGCUGAUAUGACUGACUUCUCCCAACGAAAGAUGAAGGGCAGAGCACCACGUCCUGGUAAGAGCAAGCGCUCUAGAAGACACUGA
Molecule: messenger RNA, 1203 nt
Organism: Eremothecium sinecaudum
Lineage: Eukaryota; Fungi; Ascomycota; Saccharomycetes; Saccharomycetales; Saccharomycetaceae
Gene: EBP2
Product: Ebp2p
Exons: 1
Coding region: 1-1203 (400 amino acids)
Biological process (GO): rRNA processing; ribosomal large subunit biogenesis
Cellular component (GO): nuclear periphery; preribosome, large subunit precursor; nucleolus
Source: RefSeq, a predicted model, not a curated record